Molecule: messenger RNA, 682 nt
Organism: Schistocerca americana (American grasshopper)
Lineage: Eukaryota; Metazoa; Arthropoda; Insecta; Orthoptera; Acrididae
Source: the annotation of a RefSeq genome assembly
AUGGCAACAUGAUCAAAUUUAUCACUUCAAGAUGGAGCUUCACCAUUAAUGGAGCAAUUAUCAUUCUUCCAUGAUCAUACCAUGGUCGUAUUAUUAUUAAUUACAGUAAUUGUAGGCUAUGCCCUAAGUUACAUAUUAUUCAUUGCCUAUACAAACCGAAACAUACUUCACGGGCAUUUAAUUGAAACAAUCUGAACAGCACUGCCAGCAAUUACACUAAUUUUUAUUGCAUUACCAUCAUUACGACUUCUAUAUUUACUUGAUGAUUCAGUAGACGCAAUAAUUACGAUUAAAACAAUUGGACGACAAUGAUAUUGAAGAUAUGAAUAUUCAGACUUUAUAGAUGUAGAAUUUGACACUUAUAUAACACCAGAACAAGACCUAGAAAACGACGGAUUUCGACUUCUAGAUGUAGAUAACCGAACAAUUUUACCAAUAAAUACAGAAGUACGAGUAUUAACAAGAGCAUCAGACGUUCUACAUUCAUGAGCAGUACCUGCAUUAGGAGUUAAAAUUGACGCAACGCCAGGUCGACUAAACCAAGGAACAUUUACAAUAAACCGGCCUGGACUAUUCUUUGGACAAUGCUCAGAAAUCUGUGGAGCAAACCACAGAUUUAUACCAAUUGUAAUUGAAAGAACUUCAGUAAACUUAUUUAUCAAGUGAUUAUCUAAGAUAAUCU